AUGGAUCAACACCAAGCCGCCCAGCAGCCCGCGCAGUAUUACGCGCUUCCAGACGCGCAGCAGGAAAAAACCGGGCAGUUCCAGUACCAGCAAGCAUAUGAGCUACAACAACACCACAACACCAAUUCACCGGCUUCUGGCCCUACUAUGCUCAGUGUCACACGAGGCGUUGCGCUGAGCGUGGUGGGCGUGAUUGUGUUCUUGCUGGUCACCGUGAUUGGGCUCAGCGCCGGCCUCGGGGUCAGUCAGCGAGAUUUGCAACAGGUGAAGGGUGAUUUGGAAGCAGCGCAGGCUGUGCUCUCCGUGACGAGUGCGCCGACGACCGCUGUUGUGUUGCCGACCUCCACCACGGCAUCCAUACCUGCGGUAGCGUCCCCCACGGCAAAGGCUGACGUGCAGUGCCCUCGGGUCAACGGCACUAUCUACACGGCUAGCUCUGGUGGCAAGCGGUUCCGGCGGCUCUGCGGUGUCGACUACGGAGGCGAGGGCGAGGCGGUCGACAUUGGCAACGUUAAAACCAUCAACCUGGAUGCUUGCAUCGACGCGUGCGCGUCGGAGACAAAUUGCACAGGGGCGGGCUGGGGCGUUAUUGAGGGUGACAAGGGCCCAACGCAUAGUUGCUGGAUGAAGACGAACCUGACCAAGUCACACAAGGCGAAUGCCUGA
This is a messenger RNA of Chaetomium globosum CBS 148.51, 666 nucleotides long. RefSeq lists its product as uncharacterized. The record is from RefSeq and is a predicted model, not a curated record. The transcript has 2 exons. NCBI's taxonomy places the organism in Eukaryota, Fungi, Ascomycota, Sordariomycetes, Sordariales, Chaetomiaceae. Bases 1 to 666 code for a protein of 221 amino acids.